ACCGUUGCGAGGGCAAAGCCUGAUACUCAACAGCUGAUGUGUUUGACAACACACGCAGACACCCACGACCACCCCAACACACUGAAGAAGACGUCAGUGCUCGCUUCCCAGCCCUUAACAAACUGAUUUCGCUAUUUAUCAUAUAUGGCCAUUAACAUACAGCGCUCCUCCUUCACUGUUGUUGCUGCCUCUUUGUUGUGCUUGAUGCUGAGAGUGUCACCAUGCACUGGCCAGUCAUUAGAUGCCCACAUGGUGAUGACACUUCAGCCAUCCUGCCCACAGUUGAAGCCCAAGGUGCAUUAUGGAAUGGGAACACAAGAUGACUUGGCAGGGAAGAGAGAGGUGGUGGGCAGUGCAAGAGACCUGAACAGCUGUGUGAAGGCCUGCUGCAGAAGAGAGAAAUGUGACAUGGCACUGUUGCAAGGGGAGCUGUGCCUGGCUCUUGAGUGUCAUGACAGUAAUGCUUGCCACCUGGUGCCUGUCACAGGGUCACAAGCUGUGGUGGUGCGGUCUUCUGGUGAUGCUGAAUCGGUUCUGCCUUAUAGCACCAAUGCCACGCACAUGGAAGCCAGGGUGGGUAUUCACCAGAGUAUAAUUGACCGGCGGUGUGAGGUAAACUUGAUGGAGUGUGGGGAGCAUGGGACAUGUCAGCCAUUGGGAGACCACCGCCGAGAUGGGCUGUGUCACUGUGAUGCUGGCUAUGAGUGGGAGGCAACAGUGGGGGGCUGUGUUGCCACCCCACCCAACCCCACUGAGACCCCUGCAGGAGGAACCAAUACCAACCACUACUCCAUCUCCACUCCUCCCAGUGCUGAGAAUGACUCCAGUUCAUUACCAACAGUCUCCCCUGUUGUUGGUACAGUGCCUCACCCUCUUGUGGAAAAGCUGCUGGUGAAUAUCAACAACAAGACAUUGGAGCUUAAGGGGGGCAGCAGUAUCUAUGAUGGCACUGUUACCCUCUCAGCAUAUGCUAUUGGAGGCACUUCAGACCUCAAGUAUGAGUGGGCGCUGCUGGAGCGGCCUGACAGUGAUGACACUGGAUCAGUGAGUGACUUGCAUAGCCAGACCAUUUCUCUGACACACCUCACCCAGGGUGUGUAUGUCUUCAAAGUGGAGGUGACAGCUGUGGGUGCUCAUGGCGAGGCAGUGGGCAACGUGACUGUUAGGCCAGCUCAGCACACUAAUAAACCCCCAAAAGCCAUCAUUGUCUCCCCCUCACAAGCCAUCAAGCUGCCCACCUCAGGGGUAAUCAUUGAUGGCUCCAGCAGUACAGAUGAUGAUGGGAUUGAGUCGUAUGGGUGGGAGUUGGUAACAGCACCACUUGGCUACAAACUGAAGAAUUCUGAGCAAGCUGGCCCCACGCUGCAGCUCACUGACCUCAUUCCAGGCAACUACACCAUCAUGUUGCGUGUGAAGGACAAGGAGGGCCUGGAGGGCAAUGUCACCACUCUGCUAAAUGUCAUAAAAGAAACAGACUACCCACCCACUGCCAAUGCUGGAGGUGACCAGAUUGUCUACUUGCCACAGCGAGAGACCAUCCUGUAUGGAAAUACAAGCACAGAUGACCAUGGCAUAGAGGAGUGGGAAUGGACAAAGGGACCAAAGGACUCAGGAAAAGCAGUGGAUAUGCAGGACACUCGCACACCCUUCUUGCACCUCAGCAAUCUGGAGGAGGGACAUUACCAGUUCAUCCUACAGGUAACUGACAGCAUUGGUCAGUCUUCCAACACAUCCGUCUACGUGUAUGUUCAAAAACCCAGCUUAGCAGCUCCCAAAGCCAAUGCUGGGCCAGACAUGCAGAUAGUACUGCCCAAUGCUACUGUCCUGUUAGAUGGCUCAGGCAGCAGUGACAUCUCCUCCAGUACUCACUGGCUCUGGACACAACUCAGUGGUCCCAAUGCAGCCAACCUGUUAACACCAGACCAGCCCCAGACAAAUGCCUCAGGACUCACCAAAGGGGAAUAUCAGUUCCUGUUGACAGUCUGGGUUGGUGAUGACCCCAGCAAGAAUACCAGUGAUGUUGUGGUGGUGAUGGUGAGGCAUGAUCACAAUGUUGCACCUGUGGCCAAUGCUGGUGGGGAUUUUAGUGUGAUGCUACCAGUCAGCGAGGUUGUGGUGGAUGGCUCCCAGUCAUCUGAUGAUGUAGCAGUAACACGGUGGCUGUGGGAGCGAGAUGCUACCUCCCUGGCCGCUGGACAUGUCAUUAAUGGUUCUGACCACUCACACAUCCUCAUGUUCACAGGAGUGGUGGCUGGACGGUAUGUGUGGCGCCUCACUGUGUGGGAUGACCAGGGAGCCUCGUCUUCAGACACAGUCUCCAUCAUCGUUAAUGAAGGUCCUCAUCACUUGGAUGAAAUAACAGUGGUGGUGGAAGGUGAUCUGGGCACCCUCAGCAUCCUCCAACUCACCACACUUUUGCAGAAGUUAGAACUGUUCCUGCAUACUGCUGAUAGGGUGGUCACUAUACAUCUCAUCUCUCUCAGUGGACUGCCCCACUCAGGUCGUGUGAGUGUGACAUUUGUGGCAUAUGCUGGCCAGGAAGUGGUGCCUGGCGUGGAGGUGGUGGCAAUACUGCGACACCAAGUCUUGGCAGACUCUUCAGAUCUAUUGGACCUGCCACUCAUCUCCGUGGACACAGUAGUCUGCCAAAACAAUUGCUCAGGCCACGGGGAGUGUGUUGAGUCCACCCGAGAGUGCCACUGCCACACCUGGUGGAUGGAGUCAUACUUCCGGCGCCACAUGAGGGAUGGCCUGCAGAACUGUGAUUGGAGUGUGGUAUAUGUAUUUGUGAUAAUCUGCAUGAUGGUGGUGACGAUAGGGCUCAUUGUGUGGGGCUUGGCAGUGCUGGUCAGCCGAAGGUUUGUGGAUAACACCCGGCCACGACGCAAGCCUCCCCGCUAUUCACUACUCAGUUCCCAUGAAGAAAAUACAAAAUUGCAGCCCCGCCCCCCAGGGAGCCUCCUGGAUUCAGCCUCUGAGAGCAACAGUGAUGUGGAAUUCCAUUUUGACCCUCGCAUGUCGAAACACAAGUGUGAUAAGCCAAGGAAUGGCUACCAUAAGCUGCCAAGGAUCCGCACAUAGUUUGUGUUGCAAUUGAGUGGUUGUGAGUGGUGAGGAGGUAAUAUAUAGUAUAGGAGGAGACUAUUUAUAUUGAUGUAGAAUUUACUGAAUAUAAUUGCCACUACACUGAACAAUGUGUGAGGCUUAAUAUCAUUUUGUCAAGUAUAUACAGUCAUCCCUUAAUAUAUUUGAGGUUUUAACUUUUGCGGAUUUGAGUGUUGGUGAAAAUAUCCGCAAACUAUUUGGAUUUUCGCAGGUAGCUUGUAAACAAUAAUUUUGGGUAUUUGCAAGUUUUCUUUGGCCAUUUCAGGGUCGGUCAGUAUGUUCCUGCCAUUCCGCUCAUCCAUCCCACACCAUGCCACCAACAUUCUGCCUCAGGCCAGGAACACAGUGAAGCAAUGUUUUAUGGAUUCACACACACACACACACACACACACACACACAUUCUCUCUCUCUCUCUCUCUCUCUAAAUACAGUACCCUCCCGAGUUUCGCGCUUGCCUCGUUCCGAAGGUGUAGCACUAAACUCAAGGAUCGCGAAACUUGGGGUAUUGAAAGCAAUGAAAAAGCACUUUUUGGUUCUGACAUUAUAUAUAUAUAUAUAUAUAUAUAUAUAUAUAUAUA
Messenger RNA from Eriocheir sinensis (Chinese mitten crab), 3683 nucleotides. Its product is annotated as dyslexia-associated protein KIAA0319-like protein. The transcript has 18 exons. Gene Ontology annotation, cellular component: cytoplasmic vesicle; plasma membrane. The record is from RefSeq and is a predicted model, not a curated record. The coding region runs from base 145 to 3081 and encodes 978 amino acids. NCBI's taxonomy places the organism in Eukaryota, Metazoa, Arthropoda, Malacostraca, Decapoda, Varunidae.